Messenger RNA from Diceros bicornis minor, 2049 nucleotides. It is a transcript of the gene CLEC7A, whose product is annotated as C-type lectin domain containing 7A. The transcript is spliced from 7 exons. Bases 221 to 967 code for a protein of 248 amino acids. Gene Ontology annotation, biological process: positive regulation of cell migration; positive regulation of killing of cells of another organism; positive regulation of cell population proliferation. Gene Ontology annotation, molecular function: (1->3)-beta-D-glucan binding; pattern recognition receptor activity. Gene Ontology annotation, cellular component: cell surface. The record is from RefSeq and is a predicted model, not a curated record. NCBI's taxonomy places the organism in Eukaryota, Metazoa, Chordata, Mammalia, Perissodactyla, Rhinocerotidae.
GUUGUAAUAGUAUUACUGAAGGAAAUCUGUCUUGACCGCUUUAAUGAGUGUCUGGCGUGGUCUAUCUUUGACAACAGUCAGAUGUCUCCUUCAUGCUACUUGCUUCAAAGACUUGUAAACAGGUUGGAUACCUCUGUAGUUUCCAGCAGUGGCAGUUGUCUUAGGAGAAGAGAGAAAAGAGCUCUCAAAUGCUGUGUCAACUCGGGAACCCAGGAGAACAAUGGAAUACCACUCUGAGUUAGAAAAUGUGGAUGAAGAUGGAUAUACUCAAUUAGACUUCAGCUCUCAAGGCAUCGCCAGGAGACGUGUGGUCUCAGAGAAAGGAACCUGUGCUGCAUCUCCUCGUUGGUGUCCCAUUGCUGUGACUUUGGGAAUCCUAUGUUUGGUAAUACUGGUGAUAGCUGUGGUCCUGGGUACCAUGGCUUUUUGGAGAUCCAAUUCAGGGAGCAAACCAUUGAAGAGCAACAACUUUCCAUCAAGAAAUAGAGAGAACCACAGUCAAUCUACACAAUCAUCUUUAGAAGAGAACGUGGCUCCUACCAAGACUAUCACAACUGCAGGAGUUCUUUCCAGCUCUUGUCCCUCUAACUGGAUCAUACAUGAGAACAGCUGUUAUCUAUUUAGCACAUCAUUAAGUUCCUGGAAUAUAAGUAAAAGGCAAUGCUCUCUACUGGGUUCUAAUCUCCUGAAUAUAGACAGCUCAGAAGAAUUAGAAUUUAUAGCAAAGCAAGUGUCGUCCCAACCUGAUAAUUCAUUUUGGAUAGGGCUUUCUCGCCAUCAGACUGAAGGAGCAUGGUUCUGGGAGGAUGGCUCAAUAUUCUCUUCUAACUUGUUUCAAAUUAGAAGCACGGUUACCGAGGAAAACUCAUCUCACCGUUGUGUAUGGAUUCACGUAUCAAUCAUAUAUGACCAACUUUGUAGUGUACCCUCAUACAGUAUUUGUGAGAAGAGGCUGUUAAUACAAUGAUGGGGGUAUGGUGUGAAGAAGCAGAGAGAAGUCUAUAAGAUAGUAAGGAGGGCAGAAAACAAAACAGAAAAUGGAGAUAUUUAAGGUCAAAAUAAGUGCUGAAAAUACCAAGAGAGCUCAACCAAUUUGAAUCUUAGCUGAGCAACAGGAUGGAGAGACUAUGAUUUCUGCAGCUCUAUUGGUAGGCCAAUAUUGUAUUCUAGUUAAUAGAGGCCUAGAAAUAGAGUCAGGGCAGCUGAACUUGACUUUUCACUUUACCACUGAUUUGCUGUUUACCUGGGAUUAGCCACAAAUCCUUGGUGUUUCAAGAUCUUAAUUUUUGGCUCUACCAGAGUCGUAUUUGUCCUUAUAAAGUGCCACUGUACACACGGUGUGUUUCCGUGAUGUGUUCCUCCACUUCUAGCAGUCUAUGAGACACAGGUGGAAGGCAAAAUAUAUUUCUGAAUAGAUAAAUGAAGAAAUGAAAAAAUAUCUUCAUGGCAAUCAGAGCUAUUUUAUUAUUUUGUUCAUCAGUAUGGUCAUGAUUGUGAUCAAAAGCCUCGAGAAGAAGCAGCAACCCCCCCCUUUUUUUUCCUCAAUUACAUAGCCCAGAGAAUAUGUCUGCCACAUUUCUGACUAAUAGGAUCUUAUAUAAUGUGAAAUUGUAGGAAAACUGCUCUUAUAAGAAAGCUUUCUCUUUUUUAAAUACUACCAAUCAAAAGAAGAUCUGAAAAUGAAUAUGAAAAAAGUCACCAAUCCUAUUGACAGAGGUAUUAAAAUUUUGGAAUGAGAAACGUAUUUUAUUAUUUUUUAUGAUUACUGUUUGCAGUUUUCAGCAAUUCUUCGGUAAUGACUGUAAAAAGGUAUUAUUGGAACAUAACUAUGUUUCCUCAUAUGAUGAUUUGUUUCUCUCUUAUUUUCUUUUAGUCUUUUCCACUGAUGCUAUUUUUAUUUCCAGUGGGGAUUUCCAUAUUAUUGCAGAGUCAUUUACAGCCUUCCCAUGUUUAUUAAUAUGUGAACAGAAAUUGUAUCAAGUUCACAAGAUUUUUCACUUUAAAAUGGUUAAUUUUGUGUUAUGCAAAUUUCACUUUAAUAAAAAGUUA